ACUAUGGCACGCUCCAACUCACCUUGAAUCGGCGCACGGCCGCUCUCCCUGUCAUUCGGGUACGGGGCGUACGGCGAGCCAAUACACGCCCCAAAGCCUCAAUCAGCAGCCAAUCCGAUGACGGAAGAGGCGGACCUGUGGCUGCAUUCUCACACUUGGUUUCACUAUGCGCUCGUAAAACGGCUCCGUCUACUACAAACGCGGCGGUGCAGGUGCUCUGUCUCUUCGGGAGGAGGAUGCGGAUGGAAGGACGGAGGAGGGAAGGGAUGAAGGGAAGCGCCACGAGGAAAGAAAACAGGAUAUGAAAAAGGGGGCUUUUGUAAAGAGACCGUGAGGUGCAAGGUCGAAUAUGAGCGAUUGGUCGAACGGGGCACUUUGCGUGGUAAUAGCUGGUCGGCACUAGUACUAUGAUUUGGUAUGUGGCCACUCUGAUAGCAAGUGUAUUCAGCACCAGAGGAACGGCCGCUCAAGGUGCCCACGGAGUGAGAGAGGAGCCCCGGUUUGUGACGGCGCGCGCCGGUGAGAGCGUGAUCCUGGGGUGUGACGUGUCCCCUCCCCUGGACGGCCAGCAGCCCCCCUAUGUGGUGGAGUGGUUCAAGUUCGGAGUCCCUAUUCCCUUCUUUAUCAACUUCCGCUUCUACCCUCCUCAUGUGGAUCCAGAGUACACUGGUAGAGCAUCUCUGCACGGGAAGGCCUCCCUACAGAUUGACCCAGUGCGCUCCGAUGACCAAGGCUGGUACGAGUGCAGGGUCCUGAUGCUGGAGCAACAGUACGACACCUUCCACAACGGCAGCUGGGUGCACCUCACAGUCAACGCCCCACCUUCAUUUACAGCGACGCCGCCGCAGUAUGUGGAGGCGAAGGAAGGUGGAAGCACUAUGCUUAGCUGCUCUGCCCAGGGAAAUCCAAAACCGGUGAUUAGCUGGCUGAGAGAGGGGGAGGAGCUUGGGACCAAUGCAAAAUAUACGGCACAUGACGGCAGUCUAACCAUCCUUGGCAUCACUAGAGAUGACAGAGGGGCAUACACAUGCCGAGCCUACAGUGACCAGGGAGAGGUGCUCCACACUACCCGUCUGCUGGUUCAAGGGCCUCCGUACAUUGUCUCUCCACCAGAAAACGUCACAGUAAACAUAUCCCAGAAUGCACUCUUCACCUGCCAAGCGGAGGCCUAUCCUGGCAACCUGACCUACACCUGGUUCUGGGAAGAGGAUAAUGUCUACUUCAAGAAUGACCUCAAGCUCCGAGUGCGCAUUCUCAUCGACGGCACCCUUAUCAUCUUCCGGGUCAAGCCGGAGGAUGCUGGGAAAUACACCUGCAGUCCGAGCAACAGUCUCGGUAUCUCGCCCUCGGCAUCAGCCUACCUGACUGUUCAGUACCCUGCCCGAGUGAUCAGCAUGCCCCCGGUCAUCUACGUCCCCCGCAAACUGCCUGGCAUCAUCCGCUGUCCAGUGGACGCCAACCCGCCUGUGACAUCAGUGAAGUGGGAGAAAGAUGGUUAUCCCCUUAGAGUGGAGAAGUACCCUGGUUGGAGCCUGAUGCCGGACGGAAGUAUCCGAGUGGCGGAGGCCACGGAAGACUCUCUGGGCACCUACACCUGUGUGCCUUACAACGCCCUCGGUACCAUGGGCAUGUCCCCCCCUGCCACUUUGGUGCUAAAGGAUCCUCCUUACUUUAAUGUGAGACCUGGUGGGGAGUACCGUCAGGAGGCCGGCAGAGAACUUGUUAUCCCAUGUGCUGCUUCUGGAGACCCCGAUAUACCAACAAUCACCUGGAGAAAGGUGGGGAAGCCGAGCAAGAGUAAGCACAACAUCCUACCCAGUGGCAGCUUACAGUUUCUGUCUCUCAGCAAGGAGGACCACGGAGAAUGGGAGUGUGUAGCCACCAAUGUGGUCACAAGCAUCACUGCCAGCACACGUAUCCUAGUCAUCGGCACCAGCCCACACGCUCCCGGCAACAUCCAUGUAUUGGCCUCAACGACCUCUGCUAAUGUGUCCUGGGAACCAGGAUAUGAUGGCGGCUUCGAACAGACGUUCUCCGUGUGGUACGGUCCAGUGUCAAAGAGAACAGACUUUGGUCCUCAUGACUGGCAUUCGAUGCCAGUUUCUGGUGCUCCCAUCUGGUUGUUGGUGCCAGGGCUGGAGCCUGGGACAGAGUACCAGUUCAGUGUGCUGGCACAAAACAAACUGGGAACGGGCCCAUUCAGCGAAGUUGUGACAGUCAACACUGCAGGCUCUCCUCUGGGUACUCCAGAACCUCUGGUGCUUCUUACUCCACCACGGUGCCUCACAGCGAAUCGCACGCAGCACGGUGUUCUCCUCACAUGGCUCCCCCCUGCUAACCACUCCUCACCUAUCGAUCGAUAUAUCAUGGAGUUUCGCCUGGGGGAGAGGUGGGAGGUUCUGGAUGACCUGAUCCCGUCCACUGAGACUGAGCUCAUCGCCAGAGACCUGGUUCAGGAGUCCUGGUAUGAGUUUCGAGUGAUGGCUGUCAUGGAUGACCUGAUCAGUGAGAGCAGCAACGUAGUGGGAGUGUCCAGCACGGAUCCCUUCCCCCCCGCAGAGUUGCCGGAGGAGGGGCUGGCACGGCCAGUGGUGGCCGGGGUCGUGGCAACUAUCUGCUUCCUGGCAGCGGCAGUCCUGUUCAGCACUCUAGCAGCUUGCUUUGUCAAUAAGCAACACCGUCGCAAACUCAAGCGUAAACCAGAUCCUCCUUUGUCGGUGACACACUUCAGGAAAAGCAUUGAGUCACCGCCUCCUCUCACCCCCUUGCCAGGGGUAGAGCCCUGCUGGGACGAGCCUGCCAGGAGCAGUUUCUUGCCCCCACCCGCCAGCCCCCUGUUAUCAUCGGGGAAGAUAAGCCCGGAGAGCUCUCCGCCAUCUCGGCCGCGCUCUCUUUCUUCAGAUGGUUCCCACGGCCCAGGCCUCUAUGUCAGAAAGCUGCCCAGCCCUCAGAGAGAGCGCGACAAGGAGCUCUCCUUCUACAAGAAAACCAAGCGUGCCAUAGCCAGCAAGAAAUACAGUGUGUCCAAGUAUGAGGCAGAGGUCACCACGCCCAUUGAGCUGAUAAGCCGCGGCCCUGAUGGCCGCUUCACCAUGGAGAGCCCGCCUCCCCGCCGCAUCCACGGCUUCCCCUUCGCAGAAGAGUCCGACAUGUACCCCGAGUUCCGGCAGUCGGAUGAGGAGAAUGAUUUUGACCCCGGGCCUCUGCCGCCCAUCAUGCCCACGCUGCGGCCGCAGCUCUCCCCAACGUCCUCCAGCCUGGAGUCAACGCAGCCCCCUACCUACAGCCCCCGCCUACACAGGGCCAUGGAAGGUAUGAGCUUUGCAGAGGGCAGUGCACUUCACGCCUCAGGGCAGGCCCCGUGCUCCCGCUACAGGGGCUUUCCCCAGGGCCCGUUCUAUGGGUAUCUAGGCAGCCGCAUCGAAUCAGGGAUUCCACCACCAUUCUACAUGCCCGACAUCAGCCCGCGUAGCUCUGCUCUGUCCUCCCCACCAGGCACCGGUGAUGGGCCCUAUGGUUACCCAUCCAUCCCCGAGGAGAGUGGAGAGAUGGAGCACCAUCAGUACACUGCCUCUGGCCAUUCUCUGUCUCACACACACAGCCCUCCUCGCUCUCCGGAAAGCUGGCAGCCUCAUGAGCUACCCUUCCUGGGUCUAGAGGGCCCGCGGUUCAUAUACCCACCUCACCAUCCCUUACAUCCUCCCCAGGACCUCCCCGACCCACCCCCAUACCCUCCUCACUCUCUCCCCCCCAGUCGCCUGCACCUUUCUUCCCUAAAGGAUUCAACAAGCCCCGGACUCCUGCAGCUGGAGGUCCCCAUGGCUCCCCCAGGCAGAGACCGGUCGCUGGGGCCUCCGGUUAGGCGUUUAGCUAUGCAACAGGCCCAGAGUCUCGGCCAGCUCAGACACACGUCCCACGGAGUGGGUGUACCAGUGUUGCCUUACCCUGACCCGGCAGCCCGUGCAGGGAGCCCAAGCACAGCCCCAAGUAGUAGCCCUCAGUCCUGGCUCAGCCCGAGGGCGGGGCGCCGGUCGGACCCCAGCCUGCCCCCGCUAGUGCUCCAGCCCUCCCGCCUCUCUCCGCUCUCCCAAAGCCCCCUUAGCACGCAGCCGGGUUCCCCGGAUAUUCUAGUGCGGCCCCCUCCGCGCCCCAGCAUCCUCCGCACCUCUCGGUCUCUGGAGAUGCACGAGAUCACCCUGCAGCCCUCGGCCACUGUCAGUUUCUCCCGGAGGUCCUCCCUGUCCGCCUCCCCCACUCAGAGCCAAUGCGCCAGGCAACCCAGCCCCAGUUACCACGCCCACAUGUCCUAUGCCUCUACUGCCGCCAGUUACCCCUCCCAGUCUCCCUCUCCCCCUCUGGAGGGCAGGGAUGUUUUCGGGCAGAGGCCAUCCCAGAGAAGGACAGAGGAAGAGAUGCUACCCUCAGAGCCCUCUCAGCUCCAGAUAUCAGCCUCAGGGGAACCUCUAGGUGCGUCUAGGGAUCCUGCCGGGUCUGAGAGCUUACCAGCACUGCUACACCACUGUAUUACUAAAGCCAAGGGAGUGGCUGCCAACAACAACAACAACACGUCCUCCGGAAGGAGAACAGGUGUGUGUCCCUCUCAGACCCAGCAGCAAUCUCAGACACCCCAAGAGGGAGAGGACCUCCGCAGAAAGAGGAAAAGGCAAAACAAGAAGAACCCCUAUAUCUAUUUGACCUCCUUCCUGCACCGCAGGCAGUCUGAGGAGGACCAGACAGGCAUACUGGCCAGUGCAGACUCCGAGGGCCCAAAUUAUGGGACUCUUCGCUGACCCGGGGGCACACCAAGCCAUUGGACUCGACUAGACUGACCCCCCACCUCAGCCCUCUCUGCUCCACCCUGGUCCCCAGCUAAUGCAUUUCUCAUAACCUCCAUCUCCACAAGAUCGUCGGGGUUUAAGGAGCGCAAAAAAACAUCCUUUUGAAUACCCCAGUGAUGGAAAUCUUAUUUCAAGACAAGGACAACGGCUCUUCGGAGUGAUCCACCACUACUAGAAUACUACUAGAAUUUCACUUGAAAAUGCUCUGAAAAUAUGUAAUGUAUAUAAAUAGUGAAAACAAGGGAAUUAAGCUUCCUUCUGAAGUAAUCAAAAUGUGUUGGUUGAGUACGUCGCGACACGUUAAAGAUUUUUCACUCACUGGUCAUUGAGGGGUCCAUAUAUCUUUAGGUUUUUCAGUGACAUAAUGUACUGUGAAGCCUGGUGCGUCCUCGGACACGGACGUGAGUCUACCUUUCCUACAAUACAAAUAGAGUCAGUAUUAAAACACAGGGUUCUUACCACAAAAUAUACCUCAGAGUAAACGCAGAGUUGCUGUAAUUCUUGGGGUAUACUGUACGUACUUGACCUUUUUACAUAUGAAACGUAUGAACAAAAAGGUUUUUAUCACACUCUGCACUCAUUCAAACGGAUAAUAUGGCCGACCUUUAUCUGAUUAAGAAGCUUUUUCGCUCUCAGUAGUAGUAGCUGGCAUUUUGUGUUUAUUUUCACCAAUGAUCCAAUGCCAACCGUUAGAGAACUGUCUCUAGUGCUUUAAGGCUCAGUGUGUUUACACUUCUCCUUAUAGCACCAUAAGACGAUCAUUUCACGAGUGCUCCCAAAAUAAUUUGGGACUCCAGAGAUUGGACUUGUAGUGUUAGAAGAACAGGGUGAUGUUUUUUCAAGUGUACUGUUGUAUGUAUUUCAUUAUUAAGGAGUCAUUUGUGAAAUGCGGCACAUCUUAAGGUGCCUUUUUUUGCCUUUUCUCUUAUUUUUACUAACAUAAAUUGCCUUUUCCUUCGCCUUCUCAUAUUCGUCUCUUCUGGCUGGGCUUGAGUGAGGGACUCCAAUAUUAUGCGUUUUUACUUUUUCUGCCCAGGACACAUGAGAGAAAUGCAUAACUCUUGCUUUUCUUCUUAUUUAUAUUUGAAAUGUCAACCUGUGACAACUGUAAUAGUAAUAGGACCGAACCUGAAUUCCAAUACAAACAAACAAUUGAGUGAUUGAGUUUAGAAAAAAGGCAAAUAAAUCCAAUGAAUGACUUCAGUGGAAAAGUACUGUGCAUGCAAGUAUUGUCAUGCGGAAAGAACAAACCAGUAGAGUACAGAUGUUAAUGUUUGACAACAGCUGUUUGAGGAGAAUGUGAUUGCUUCAUAAAGCUGUUGACAAGCAAUGGGACAUAUCCAAAACAAUGGCCACCCUGACUGUUUAUCUUUAACAACUGUAUAUUGCUUGCUAGCUACUUCUCUGUAUUUUUGUUUAUUUUUUCGACACUAACCGAUAAUGAAUGUAUGUUUUGCGGUACAAGAAAUGAAUGUACAUGGAAUGACCCAUUACGUUGUUUAUAGCGCAGCUGCGAUUGGUAAGAUGACCAGUUGGCAUCUUGAGUCCAAAUUGUUUAACUUCUCGGUGGUAUUCCUGUAAUAACAGGUCCGCACAGGUUCUGAGACAAGCUCCCUUUCUUUUGACGGCUCCAAGAAAACACUUUUCCCCCCUUUGACUGCUAAUGCUAUUUCAAUCAAGCCCCUAAAGACAAAUCAGAUCUAUCUCCAUCUGCUUCAAACAAAUCCGACGUUUUCCUGGCUAAAUAUUUCCCUUGAAUGAAUCGACUCAAUGUCUGCUUACUGAAAUCUCUUUUGACAAGUGAGAGUGAUGUAUGAUUGCCUGAAAGUGAGCGUCAAAGUGCAUAUUCUACUUUAGAAAGUUGGUUUCAUGUAAGAUACGAGUAAAAAAAAAAAAUCUAUAUUUGUUAUGUACUCUACAUGGUAUGUAUUGUAUUUGUAAAGAUGAAUCAAACCAUGUUUUACAGGAAGCGGUUCUUGUAUGAAGAUAUGUAUGUAAAAAGACAGGGGAGGAUCCCAAGGAAACAGAAAUUAGAUUAUAUAUAAAAGUAUUUGCUUACAGUACGGUUUUUAGUGGAUAAUGUUUCUAAAACAUUUUAAGGUGCCUCAUUUGUCAUACUUUAGCAGACAUUAUUUUAUCUGAGAAGAGAAGAAACCUUAGUGUUACCGUACAAUGUAUUAUUGCCAUAGCCCGCUGGCUGCACAAGUUAAGUAGUAUUUUCUCUGAUGUAUAGUACGUGAAUGCCCAUUGGAAAAAGCUUUAGAAGCAGAAGUGUGUUGCUCUCUAUAAUAAUAUACCUGGAACAACGUAAUACUGUAUUUUGCCCGUUCAUGAGCACACAUGUAGGUUCACUCCAGAUUGUUCGCCUUCAGGUGUCCAAAGCAAAUAUACUGAAGGAAACCUUUUUUCUAAGAGUCACAGACAUGCUAUAGUCAAUAUUCAAUACGUGCUGUGGAGGAACUUGUGUUUACAUUAGUUUGAUAAAGAAAAGUGUGUUUAGGGCAUAGUUGCUUUCAACAUUACAACUUGGUGCUAUGUUUAACUUGGUGGUGCUGUAGAAUAGAGGUCUGAAGAUUAUUAUUAUUAUUUUUUCGUUUUCUGUUUCAAUAAGCAACUCUUUCGACCCUGUGUGUUUGAGCAACUAAACUAGCUCCGGUAGACACUAUAGGUCCUUAUAACAGUACCAUGAUGUGAUGACAGUGAUAGAAAAUACUGGAAAAAUAGUAUACCCUCAAAUAAUCCACAUUUGUGACAUUCAAAUGACCUGUUUUCUAUAGUGUGUUUUGCAAUGUCUGUCCGUGCUUCCAAGGUACCCUCUCUAAAGCAUAUUUGUGAUGAUAUUAAGAACAUUAAUCCGAACUAAAAGGAGAAACAUGAACCGGUUUAGAGUAGUACACAGCCACAGGACACAUGGGAGGGAAUCUGAGAGCAUUGUCAGGUCACGGCGGGAAAUUUUUCUACACACUUCCUGUAGGUCGACCAUCUUUGGUUAACAGCACUGUUUUUCAAGCACACAAUUGCCGGGGCGCGACCGUCUCACGUCACCUCACCACCUUUUGGACGGUAGAAUUCCUAGUACUGUACAGUUUGGCCAUGAGCAGUUAUCAGACCACAUUUGUAUUUAUUGUUGAUUCUCCUGGUAGAAAGGUAUUAUGAGCGCUCAUACAUCCUCCCCAUGAGUUUGAAUGAAUGGACGUUGUCUUCCGGGCUCCUUUUGCAUAUUUAACAGAAACAUGUACAGUGUUUAAGAGGGCUGCUUUGGACGUACUGUUAGUUAAUUUUUUUUAUUUUUGUCAUUUCUUAUAUUUCUUUUUCAAUUUUUCUGAUUACAGCUUUUAGUGCAUCAGUAGGUGCUGGUAGGAUGAUACUUAGAACUGAUUUGAUUUUUUAUUGUAUUAAUCUUGCAUGUAGUGACAAUACAAAAAAAGAAAGAAAAAAAAUGCCUAUUUAGCAAUCAUUCAUGGACAUCCGAGCUGGUUGUUAUUGGACGGAAAAUAGAAACAUGUAGAAUUUUCUAUGUUCUCUGUUUUUUCAUGUGUUCCAGCACUGAGAAACUAGAAUGUAUUAUUAUCGUAGGCUACAAUAAGCACUACAUUGUUGACUGUUUUUAGCUAAUUCUCAUACUCAAGCAAACCAAGUAGUGCUUAAAAAGGAAGAAAAUUUACGACAUUUCCUUUCAUUUUCAUCCACUGAACUCUUUGCUGUACAUCACCUGUUUACAUUCUGUAUCAUACGUUUAUACGUUUUUUUCCGCCUUGGUAUUUGUUAAGUUAUCUACAAUGUUCAUAUGUAAAUAUUUCAACAUAUUUUCUUUUUUCUAUUUUUUAAAUUGAUAACCUGAUGUUUCUUUUUUUCUCUGUCAAUUUUUCACACUUGUCGUUCUGUUGUCUCACUGCAUCGGGUAUUACGCUUCACUUAACUUUUGUAAGCAAUUAACUCAUUCUGUAUGGUGCUGUACCAAAGCCUUAUGUAUAAUAUUUGUAUUACUUUCUCUCUCGUUUGCCACUGCUGUCCAAUGAAUUAUGUAUCGUCCGAGAUCAUGUCUUAGUCACUCUUCAUGUUCAACUGCCAUGGAUCUCGUUGCUUUAUGUUCAACUGCCAUGGAUCUCGUCGCUUUACAGUGUGAACCGAAACCUGAACGAACUAUAAUGUAAAAACACUGGCAUGUAACCAACUGGCCUGGAUAUGUAGUGACAGUUGCCAUCAAAAGCCUUUAUAGGAGUUGAAUGCACAGGCUCACUCCUAUUGGCUCAUCAUGACGUAGACAUGGGCCUGGCACAUGAUCCUGGAUCUGUAUAUGGCAUGUCUAUGAGAAUAUGAAAGCAGUGUUGUAUUCAUGUAACCAUAUCAUUUCAAAUGCUUAGUCCCAUACAAAAUUUUCCUCUCAAAUUUUUGUAUUUUGAUAUAAUAAAAAAAUCAAAAGAGA
Messenger RNA from Pungitius pungitius (ninespine stickleback), 9264 nucleotides. It is a transcript of the gene igsf9ba, whose product is annotated as immunoglobulin superfamily, member 9Ba. Lineage: Eukaryota; Metazoa; Chordata; Actinopteri; Perciformes; Gasterosteidae. The record is from RefSeq and is a predicted model, not a curated record. Gene Ontology annotation, molecular function: protein binding. The transcript has 21 exons. The coding region runs from base 408 to 4790 and encodes 1460 amino acids. Gene Ontology annotation, biological process: cell-cell adhesion.